CAGUGUAAACCAACAGUGGCCCAACAAACUGUAAACUAAUAUUACUGUAUUAGUAGUAGUGAGUGGUAUAUAACGUUGUUUGAAUAUAAAAGUGGCUUUUUUAUUUUGGGCUCAUCUUUAAUUUUUUAAAGAAACAUGGUUGAAGUACUGUCGUCAAGAUUUGAUGCCAUUUUUCCAAAGAUUGAAUCUUCCAUCAAUCAAGCAGCAUUCAUUGCUAUUGACACAGAAUUUACAGGAUUGAACACUGGUCCCAGUACCAAACCCUGUCUGUUUGACACUCCAGCAGAACGUUAUAAGAAGCUACAACUUUCAGUUCAACAGUAUGUAAUAUGUCAGAUAGGGCUAUCGGCUUUUGUUAAGGACCAAGAAGCAAAUAGCUAUGUUGCUCACACCUUUGUCUUCUACUUAAGACCCCAUUCAUUUGGGAUUCUGAACAAACGGUUAUGGUGGCAGGCUUCAAGUUUGGAGUUUUUGUGUCAUAAUCACUUUGACUUUAACAAGUUUGCCUAUGAUGGAAUAUCGUAUUUAAAUGAAGAAGAAGAAAUGAUUGUUAAAAGUGAGCUGACCAAUAGAUCGUUGUUGAUGGCCCUAGACAGAGAUAUAGAUGAAUCGAGCCUGCAGCAUCAUUGUUCCCAGGUGUCAGCAUGGUUAAGUACAGCAAAACAAGGUGAAAGACUUAUCCUGCAGAAAGAAAUGAAAGGAGUUAGUGGGUAUAUUUUGCUUAGCGAAAUACGACAAAAGUUUGCAUCAGUGUGGGCUUAUGUUUCGGAUGACUUGACGUUGAUUGUGGAAAAAGUUAGCAAAGAGAAAAGAAAUGAACUUGUAACUUCAGCUGGGAGUGAGGAAGAUAAAAUGUUGAAUAAAUUGCUGGGUUUUACCAGGGUUUUUCGUCUGUUAAAAGAUGCAAAGAAGCCCCUUGUUGGACACAAUCUACUCAUGGAUCUAAUGCUGAUGUAUAACCAGUUCUACAAACCUCUACCGGACAGUUACAAGCAUUUUAAACAAGAGAUUCAUCGCAUUUUUCCUAUUAUUUUUGAUACUAAGCAUAUGAAGCAGAGCAUGAGAAAGAUUUUUGAAGAGAAAGGAUUUUAUUGCACUGGAAAUCUUCUAGAAUUGUAUCAAGCAUUUACAAGCCCAAAAGGACAGUUUUUAGCUCUGUACUAUCCCCGGGUGACUCACGCUAUUGGUUUUGACAGAUAUGCCACUGAUACAGCCCCUCACGAAGCUGGUUUUGAUGCUUAUGCUGCUGGCUACGUGUUCAUGAGGAUUGCACAUAUUCUUGCCAUGAAGAAUGUAAGAAUACAGGCAGCUCACCCCCUAUCAUGGUCAGAACAUCAGGGAGCAGUUGAACCAUAUAAAAAUAAAAUCAACCUUAUCCGUGGAAGUCUACAUCACUUAGUUUUAGAUGGUGAAGACCCUGCAUUUGAGCGCCCUCAGUGGCUAUUUGUUGAAGUAAAAUCAAACAAAGCUCUGGAUCCAAUGGAGUUGGCACAGAUGAUGUCACAACAUGGGAGUGUAGACAUUCAGCGUGUUUCCAGGAGUGGAGCUCUCAUAGCAGCAGGUAAUUUCACGUGUGCACGUUCCAUCAUGACAGCUUUCAAGAAUCAUGCCGAGUAUAGAGUAGUUAAAUACAAUGUCUUUCACCAUUCUCGUGAAAUCAAAGUACUUUUAUGGAGUGCUUUCUUUAUCUCGGGAGGAGUCACUUUUUACCUGCUUUUCAAAGUAUGUCGUCAUUCCUGAAGCUACUAUUGCUCUAGUCCCGUGACCCAGAACAGCAACGUCCUCUGAAGAUGUGAAGGGUAUCGUAUUCUUAAGCGUAUACGACACAUACAGGCUUUAUUGUUUUAAGGGGAAAAAAAAGGAUUUAGAUUAAAUUGUAUCCAUAUUUUUUACUAUGCUGUUGAGAAUUAGAAGCAUUUUUAUUUUUAAGGUGAUCCUUUACUGUUUCAUUUGCUUUUUCGUAUUCAUUGAAAUGUUUGCGGCACUAAUUGGUUCAGUUUGUGUAUUUGACUUGACACGUUUUUGUUAUUUUUGUAUAAGUAAACAUCUAAAGGUCUUUUCAUCAAUCACAAAUGUAUUUCAAAGUGUAAUAAGGUGAAAUUUCGCGACUGUUUACAUAUUUUUAGAGUAUCAGAAGUCUAUUUCAAAGUAUUUCUUGUUUAGGAUAAGAAUAAGCUACGUGAUAUAGAAUAAGAAUGAAAUGUUUUUUGUACAGAAGGAUCACUUGUAUAUGUUACGCGGGAUAGCACAUGCUAGAGGUAGAUCAAAAUUAGUCAUUUUUUCCAUAAAAAGAUAAGUUGUAUUUCUUAUGGGGUUUAGUGUAAAGUGAGCUUUAAAAAGAUUUUGAUAAUAAGUGUACACUCCUAAAAUAAUAUUCCUAUAUGUAAAUGUACUUCAAUAACGAUUAAAUAACCUGAAAGAAGUGACGGCUAAUUUUUUGUGUAACCUUAAAGUUCGGUUUGUGUGUGUUGAUGUAGAUGUGAUUGUUUUAUAUAAAUGGAUUGAUUUCAGUUA
Messenger RNA from Limulus polyphemus (Atlantic horseshoe crab), 2514 nucleotides. Its product is annotated as pre-piRNA 3'-exonuclease trimmer-like. The transcript has 23 exons. Gene Ontology annotation, molecular function: poly(A)-specific ribonuclease activity; RNA binding. The record is from RefSeq and is a predicted model, not a curated record. Gene Ontology annotation, cellular component: cytoplasm; endoplasmic reticulum. NCBI's taxonomy places the organism in Eukaryota, Metazoa, Arthropoda, Merostomata, Xiphosura, Limulidae. Gene Ontology annotation, biological process: nuclear-transcribed mRNA poly(A) tail shortening. Bases 136 to 1740 code for a protein of 534 amino acids.